Messenger RNA from Aspergillus homomorphus CBS 101889, 1035 nucleotides. Its product is annotated as isopenicillin N synthase family dioxygenase. The coding region runs from base 1 to 1035 and encodes 344 amino acids. The transcript has 3 exons. The record is from RefSeq and is a predicted model, not a curated record. Gene Ontology annotation, molecular function: dioxygenase activity. NCBI's taxonomy places the organism in Eukaryota, Fungi, Ascomycota, Eurotiomycetes, Eurotiales, Aspergillaceae.
AUGUCUUUGGCCGAUAAACCUACGCACAUGACAAUCCCUCUCAUCGAUUUUAGGGCAUGGUCCAACACAGAAGAUGAGUCUGCCCGCCAACGGGUUGCACACGAGCUUGUGGAAGCCUGCCAGCGAGUCGGUUUUGUUUACAUCCUCAACCAUUCUCUGCCCGAAGAUGUUCUCGACCAGGCUUUUGACUGGAUAAAACGCUUGUUCGAGCUCCCGGAGAGCAUCAAAAUGCAAGCGCCUCACCCCGGAGGAUGGACCGUGCAUCGAGGGUAUUCCUGGCCUGGCUUGGAGAAGGUUUCUCAAGUCUUAAGCACAGGAGACGAUGAAGAAAGUCGGAAGAAGUUGAGAGAGGUGCCAGAUGUCAAGGAAAUCUACGAUAUUGGGAGUGACCAGAAUACUGCUCAGCCCAAUCAAUGGAUACCCGAAGAGGCAUUAGUGGGCUUUCGCAAUUUCAUGAAUCGCUUCUACUGGGAGUGUAAUGAAGUCGGUAUUGAGAUUCUCCGCGCUCUUGCGGUUGGCCUAAAUCUGGAUGACGAAGACCACUUAGCCACGAAGCAUUCAGGUCAUAAUAAUCAGUUACGACUCCUACACUACUUGCCUGUUCCAGCUGAGGAUUUAGAGAAGGAACAAGUCGCUCGAUGCCCAGCACACACCGACUGGAGCUCGAUUACAAUCCUUUUCCAGGAUGACUGCGGCGGACUAGAAGUGGAAGACAUCUCCCGGCCGGACAACUUUGUUCCCGCGGCUCCUGUCAAGAAUGCAAUUGUCAUGAACGUCGGGGAUCUCCUGCAAAGAUGGAGCAAUGACCGCCUCCGGUCAACUAAUCAUCGGGUUAGACUUCCACAACUGUCAGAUCGAUUUGAGGGAAGCAGUCGUAUGACGCGCGAGCGGUUUUCCAUUCCAUACUUCAUGGCUCCGGAUCCUGAUUCGGUCAUUGGGUGUAUACCGUCGUGCAUGAGCGAGCAAAACCCGGCCAAGUAUGAACCGAUCACCCAAGCCGGUUACAACCAGAUGCGAGCUUCAAUGAUGUAUUAG